Molecule: messenger RNA, 432 nt
Organism: Cooperia oncophora
Lineage: Eukaryota; Metazoa; Nematoda; Chromadorea; Rhabditida; Trichostrongylidae
Source: the annotation of a GenBank genome assembly
AUGGGAUCGGGCAACACUUGUGUGAUCGACUUGAAAUAUAAUGAAAUCAAUCAUACAAAUGAAAUCGAGGACAUUUUCGCAGUUACGGACAGGACAAAGUCGACUGCAGCUACGAAAUGCAACGGGCAAUCGAGCAGAGGCCACGCCGUGAUCGAACUUGCAAUCCAAUGGCUUGACAAGACUUCAGGAGCUUCUCAAACCGCCUGCCUGCAUCUGGUCGAUCUUGCUGGCUUUGGAAAGUCGAGGAAUCCGAACUGUAUCCGAUGUCAGCUGAGCAAGAAUCAGCACAUACCAUAUCGUAAUUCGAAGCUGACAGUGAUUCUGCGUGACAGCCUUGGAGCUGGUAAUUCGAAGACGAUGAUCAUCACAGCUCUGCAUCCGGCUGCAACUCAAAUUGCGGAAAAAAACGAAGUUUGGAGUUUGCUCAGCUGA